GCGCCAGACGGUACCAGAGACCAGAGACAUGGAUCGCUGGCGGGGCCGUGUAGCGGUGGUGACUGGCGCCAGCGCGGGCAUCGGCGCCGCAGUGGUGCGCGCCCUGCUCCGACACGGCGUCACCGUCGUGGGAGUGGCGCGGCGCGCCGACAGGGUGCAGGCCAUUGCUAAGUCCGACUCGUACCCUGGCAAGCUGCACGCAGUCCAGGCAGACCUGCGCAAAGAGGAGGACAUUCAGGCGGCCUUCCGCUGGCUCAAGGACAACCUCGGCCGCGUCGACAUCCUGGUCAAUAACGCUGGCGUCUUCUCUGACUCUCAGAUUACAGAGGGCAGCACAGAGGAGUUCCGCCGCAUGCUGGAGGUGAACGUGCUGGGCCUGACGCUGUGCACCAAGGAAGCCGUUAACCUGAUGCGCGCCAAGGGCAUCGACGACGGCCACAUCGUCAACAUCGGCAGCGUGGCGAGCCACUGGCUACCCCUUAUGUCGGAGGGCGCUUUCUAUUACGGCACCAAGCACGCGGUCAGGGUGCUGUCCGAGGGUCUGCGUCGCGAGUUCCUCCAGCGGGACUCCAGCAUGAGGGUCACUGAGAUCAGCCCCGGUCUCGUGGCCACGGACAUCUUCGACAACCUGCAGCUCUUCUCGCGGGAGGCGAUGCUGAAACAUCCGCACAUCACGCCGGAGGACAUCGCCGACGCCGUCAUCUACGUCCUGGGCGCCCCGCCCUCUGUGCUGGUGCACGAGAUGAUGGUAAUGCCAGUCAAACAAAAGAUGCUGACCGACAUGUAACAGACACACUGUCUCCUUGCCGUGGGCACCUCACUGCACGACGUUAUGUUAUGUACAUUGUCAGCAUGGUCAAAAUAAAUGUAUAAUACCGAU
Schistocerca nitens (vagrant locust) is the source of this 880-nucleotide messenger RNA. Its product is annotated as farnesol dehydrogenase-like. The coding region runs from base 29 to 787 and encodes 252 amino acids. The record is from RefSeq and is a predicted model, not a curated record. The transcript has 6 exons. NCBI's taxonomy places the organism in Eukaryota, Metazoa, Arthropoda, Insecta, Orthoptera, Acrididae.